Molecule: messenger RNA, 2319 nt
Organism: Elephantulus edwardii (Cape elephant shrew)
Lineage: Eukaryota; Metazoa; Chordata; Mammalia; Macroscelidea; Macroscelididae
Gene: ELP2
Product: elongator acetyltransferase complex subunit 2
Exons: 22
Coding region: 1-2319 (772 amino acids)
Biological process (GO): tRNA wobble uridine modification
Cellular component (GO): elongator holoenzyme complex
Molecular function (GO): protein binding
Source: RefSeq, a predicted model, not a curated record
AUGGUGGCUCCGAUGCUAGAGACUUCUCACGUGUUUUGCUGUCCGAACCGGGUGCGGGGAGCUCUGAGCUGGAGCCCUGGCCUCGGAGGACUUCUGGCCUUCGGCACCUCCUCCUCUGUGGUGCUCUAUGACCCUCAGAAAAGAGUGGUUAUCACCAACCUGAAUGGUCACACUGAGCGAGUCAAUUGCGUACAGUGGAUUUGCAAACAGGAUGGUUCUCCUUCUACUGACUUAGUUUCUGGAGGAUCUGAUUAUCAAGUGAUUCACUGGGAGACAGAGAAUAACCAGCUUUUAAGAGCAGUCCACCUCCAAGGCCAUGAGGGACCUGUUAACUCCGUGUGUGCUGUUUACCAGAGGAGUGCUUCAGAUUCCACCCUCCAAACGCUGAUAGUUUCUGCAGCUUCGGAUUCAACUGUUCGCGUCUGGUUGAAAAAGGAUUCAGAAGUAAAAUGUCUUCAGACUUUGGAGUUUGGAGAUGGAUUUGCUCUGGCUCUCUCCUUAUCUUUUUUGCCCAACACUGAUGUACCGAUAUUGGCAUGCGGUGAUGAGGACUGCAAAAUUCACUUAUUUGUUCAACAGAAUAAGCAGUUUCAGAAAGUGCUUUCUCUGUCUGGACAUGAGGACUGGAUAAGAGGCGUGGAAUGGGCAGUCUUCGGUGGAGAUCUUUUCCUCGCAAGCUGUUCACAAGAUUGCCUGAUAAGAGUAUGGAAGCUGUAUGUAAAAUCGGCAUCUUCAGAAACGAACGAUGAUGAUUGUAUAAGAUUGAAAGAAAAUACUUUUACUAUAGAAAAUGAGAGUGCUAAAAUAGAAUUUGCUGUUACUCUGGAGACUGUACUAGCUGGUCAUGAAAACUGGGUAAAUGCAGUUCAUUGGCAGCCCUCAUUUUACAAAGAUGGUGUUCUACAGCAACCAAUGAGAUUGUUGUCCGCCUCAAUGGAUAAAACCAUGAUUCUCUGGGCUCCAGAUGAAGAGUCAGGAGUUUGGCUAGAACAGGUUCGAGUAGGUGAGGUUGGUGGGAACACUCUGGGCUUUUAUGACUGCCAGUUCAGUGAGGAUGGCUCCAUGAUCAUCGCACAUGCUUUCCAUGGAGCAUUGCACCUUUGGAAGCAGAAAGCAGCUAACCCAAAAGAGUGGACGCCCGAGGUUGUCAUUUCAGGACACUUUGAUGGCGUCCAAGACCUCAUGUGGGAUCCAAAAGGAGAAUUUAUCAUCACUGUUGGCACUGAUCAGACAACACGACUUUUUGCUCCAUGGAAGAGAAAAGGCCAGUCACAGGUGACUUGGCAUGAAAUUGCAAGGCCUCAGAUACACGGAUAUGAUCUGAAUUGUUUAGCCCUGAUUAACCGAUUCCAGUUUGUAUCUGGAGCAGAUGAAAAAGUUCUUAGAGUGUUUUCUGCUCCUCGAAAUUUUGUGGAAAAUUUCUGUGCCAUCACAGGCCAGUCAGUGAAUCACAUAUUUUGUAAUCAAGACAAUGAUUUUCCAGAAGGAGCUGCUGUUCCUGCUUUGGGAUUAUCAAAUAAAGCUGUCUUUCAAGGAGAUAUAACUCCUCAGCCUUCUGAUGAAGAGGAAUUCUUAAGUAAGUCUGGUUCUGAGUAUCACCAGAUGGCCUUUCAACCUUCCCUUCUUACUGAGCCUCCCACGGAGGAUCAUCUUUUGCAGAAUACUUUGUGGCCUGAAGUUCAAAAGCUAUAUGGACAUGGUAAUGAAAUAUUUUCUCUUGCUUGUAAUAAUUCAAAGACUCUGCUUGCCUCAGCAUGUAAGGCAGCCAAAAAACAGCAUGCAGUUAUCAUUCUUUGGAACACCACAUCUUGGAAACAGGCGCAGACUUUAAUUUUCCACAGUUUGACCGUCACACAGAUGGCCUUUUCACCAAACGACAGGUACUUACUGGCUGUUUCCAGAGAUCGGACCUGGUCAUUGUGGAGAAGGCAGGAAACAGUCAUAGAGCCCAUUUUUGUGCUGUUUGCCUUCACCAACACAGUCACUGGCGUGCACAGUAGAAUUAUUUGGUCUUGUUCCUGGAGUCCUGAUGGCAAGUAUUUCUUCACAGGGAGUCGAGACAGAAAGGUGGUUGUCUGGGGCAAGUGCGACCCUGAUAGUGACUCCUUCGACCACAGCAUUGGCCCUUGCUCCUCGAUCCUGGACGUGGGUGGGUCAGUGACAGCUGUCAGUGUCUGCCCAGUGCUUAGCCUUUCCCAGCGGUACAUUAUUGCAGUAGGAUUAGAGCGUGGAAAGAUUUGUUUGUACAGCUGGAAAAAGACUGAUCAAGUUCCAGAAGUAAAUGACUGGAUGCACUGCAUAGAAACAACUAACAGAUAG